Molecule: messenger RNA, 2833 nt
Organism: Liolophura sinensis
Lineage: Eukaryota; Metazoa; Mollusca; Polyplacophora; Chitonida; Chitonidae
Exons: 2
Coding region: 262-2181 (639 amino acids)
Source: RefSeq, a predicted model, not a curated record
UCUCCACCAGCGCUUUAACCGCAUGUAAUUAUGCAGCUGGGACAUCUUUUCAGGUGACCAAAGAAUUUACCAGUUAAAUUCUUCAGCAAUUUUUCAGCCACCAAUCAUCGUUGGCGCGAAGCAAAGAUGGACCCAUGUACGAACGCCGAUCGAACAGCACAUUGAUUAUCAGGUAUUAAACCUUGAUUGGCCGUGAUUGUGGACUGUCCACUAUAUACUGGUAUAGAUACAGCCUCCCGUGGAGAAGUUUACCUGUACGAUAUGGACAAGGUUGGCAGUAGAAUGAAGGUUCUGUCUCUUGAAGAUUUGUGGACAGCCCAUUGGACACAGCCUAGAUCCAUGGACGGGGCAUCACGGCUACGCCAGCACGAUAAUUUCCAUAAACAACUCUCAGCUUUCCAUAAACUCACGGAGGCAGCCGAAAGGAAAUUUUCAAAGGACACUCUUUACCAAAUGCUACGAGUCCUCGUCAAGGGCAUUCAGCAACCGAAGGGGUCUACGAGAGCUCACACUGAAAAAGACGCCACAUACGAACACAUCGACUCCAUCCGGAAACUGCAAGACACCGUGUCCACAUUCCAGGGGAAGAAACGGCGAGGGAUUCAGAAAGAGGAGGCGACGCACGUCGUUAAAUAUUUCCACAAUUUCAUCAGAGAGGUUUCGCAUUUGUCCGAUUACAAAGAGUAUUUUGAUGAUAGAAUUUACAAAUGUCUGUACGAAUAUUUCUACGACCCGACUAAGGAUACCAUUUCCGGCUCAUACGACACGCUGGACGCAGGCGCCAGAGUUUCCAACAGUGUGAGAUUUCGCGAUAUCGGCGUGAGUGAUGACGCAGACAGUGGAAAUUACUCGGAUGAUCUUUCUUCAAGGCCAAGGAGACAAACUUUGCCCAAAUGUCAUGAGCAAAAGCCUCGGAACAAAUCGUCAGACUGUAGCACUUUAAAGCCCUUCAACGAACCGGAUUGCAGAGAAAAGUGGUCAUGGGCUGUGAAAGAACUACAUGCCACCAAUAAAAGGUGGGAAAAUUUAUUGUCUAAAGAGCAACUUGACCCUAAUGACUUCGAGGUGGACAGCGAACAUGAUGUUCUGCACUACCCUUGCCACGAACAGUUUGUUUUCAUCUUCAGACUUCUUCCAGACGUUUUCAUGAAAAGCUAUAAAUCGUUGGAGUUGGCCAAAAUUUGGUGGACACAGGCAAAUAAAUGCUUAAACCACUUCCCAGUAAGAAAUAGGGACAGCGUCGAUUUCGAGUACAAAUCCCAUUCCAUCCGGCACAAAAUUCGGCAGCUCGAAGCAUGCAUUCACAAAGGCCAGAAGAAUUUCGAGGAAUUUCAGGUUGUCUUGGCGACAACGACAUCUCGCGAGAAGCGCGCGGAAGAGCUUGCCCAAGAUUGUGAACACUUGGAGGAGUUAAAGAUAGAAGCGGAACGGAAGUACAAUCAAGCGUUAAACGAAAGGCGCGCACUUAUUCAAAAAUUCGAAUAUGCCAUCAAAGGAACUUCGAAAUAUUUUGAGCUUAAAAGUCAGUUAACAGCCCAUGACCGUCGCGUCUCCGAAACUUACAACGCAUUGAGAGUGCUAAGGUAUCAGUUCGAAAUAAUACAUGACGACUUCCUGGUAGAAGUCGAGGUUAGGCCAAAUUUCAUCCGAUUUACUGACCAUGUUAAGGAAAUGGUGUCUAGCCUAAAAGAAACUCUUAACUCCAUGAGAGCCGAGAAGAGACAAUGCGAAAAAGAACUGGCUUUGAUCAAGACAAACUGUGAAACAAUGCGAACGGUCAUGCGUAAGCAGGUAGGAAGUGAUAAAAUGAAGGCGCCACCUGGUGAACGAUCAAAACGAGUCACAUCACGUGCCGCUUUUAAAGAACGUGACAAUACGUAUGACGUCAUUGCAACGGCGUCUAAAAAGAGGCCGGUGAAGAUGGGGACUGUCCGUGAGAAGAAACAAGAAGUGGCGAGUCCUCUGUGGUCUGAAUCAGAGAGAUCCGAUGGAUUGGCAGAGGCUGAUGGGCACGACGCAGACACAGAGUGGGCUGGUGGGGAGAAAUAUACCUUUGCCAAGUAUACACGGCUUCUUCAUUUGGAAAGGAAAGGGAGGAGAGUUCAUCUACCGAAACAACCCAAAACCAAGUCGAAGCCAUCACGGAGUGUCAGUAAGCUGCCCCGACCCGUGCAGCCGUGAGAUCGGUUAAGCCCCGUCUGCAGGCUGCGAUUUUUCCGAUCAACUUGCAAGACUGAACACAAUGGAGACAUGCGAAACUAAUGUAAUUUUGGUCUAAAUAUGCAAAUCGUGUGAAACAGAAUUUGUCCUAGUUCAGUCGACUGUAGUCGCAUUGCAUUGGGCGAGUGGACAGGUCAAAUCACACCAAGUGAGAAUGUUGCCUAAACGAUGUUACCACAGCUUCGUGAGAGCUGAAAGCUCAGCAGGGUAUGAUGAAACACAUCUCAAAUAUAGCCUACUGAAGAGCCAGAUAUUCACAUGUUCAAGUAGUAACUUUCCUUCAGUGACUAAUUGGUUGGUAUGAAUAUGUGAUGUCCCCCAUACGCUUUCUCUUUGCAGCACGGCGUUACCAGUGCCAUUCUGUAUACAGCGCUUCAUCGCAUUGUAUGCCUAUAUAUAGCGCUGUCACAAAAUAGACCUGUAUACAGCGUUGUUUCACAACAUAGGCUUAUAUACAGCGCUUUAUCACAAUGUAGGCCUUUAUACAAACUUAAACUAAAUGUAGGCGGGCCAACCUACAUAAGUGUUCUUCCAAGUUCUCACUUAACCUUCACGUAAACCUUCCAGUUCCACUCCCGAUUAAGAGAACACUGAAUUUACCGACUGAAUUUGC